Penicillium riverlandense is the source of this 1191-nucleotide messenger RNA. Its product is annotated as pepsin-like aspartic protease. Gene Ontology annotation, molecular function: aspartic-type endopeptidase activity. Lineage: Eukaryota; Fungi; Ascomycota; Eurotiomycetes; Eurotiales; Aspergillaceae. The record is from RefSeq and is a predicted model, not a curated record. The transcript is spliced from 2 exons. Gene Ontology annotation, biological process: proteolysis. Bases 1 to 1191 code for a protein of 396 amino acids.
AUGGUUGUCUACAGCAAGGCGACGGCUGCUUUGACCCUCGCUAUGGCCGCGUCUGCUAUGCCGAUCGAUUCAUCUCGUACCUCGAAGUCCAAGACCUUCUCGGUCAAUCAGGUGGCUAGGAAGCAUUUUGGUCCCAGGAAGGUCAACCUUGCAGGCAUGUACGUCCAUGCUCUUGGAAAGCAUGGUGCCGAGAUCCCCGACAACAUCCUUGCCGCAGUUGAGAAUGGCUCAGUCAUAGCCACUCCUUCGGCCAGUGACGAGGAGUAUGACUGUCCUGUUACCAUUGGUAACACUAUUAUGAACCUUGACUUUGACACUGGCUCGUCCGAUCUCUGGGUCUUUUCAACGGAGCUCCCCGCCUCAGCGCAGACUGGGCACAGCAUCUAUGACCCAAGCAGCGCUACCCCUCUCAGUGGCUACACGUGGAACAUUUCGUAUAGUGACGGUAGCUCUGCUAGUGGUAAUGUCUUUCAAGACACUGUUACUGUUGGUGGUGUACAGGCAACUAGUCAGGCCGUUGAAGCCGCUGAGCAGGUCAGCAAGCGGUUCGUGUCAGACAGGAACAAUGAUGGUAUCUUGGGCCUGGCUUUCAGUUCUAUUAAUACUGUUCUUCCUCAGCAGCAGCUGACUUUUUUUGAUACUGUCAAGUCGCAGCUCGCGCAGCCCCUCUUUGCUGCUUGCCUCAAGCACAACCAGCCUGGCGUCUAUGACUUCGGAUUCAUCGAUCAGACGAAGUUCACCGGCUCACUAGCCUAUACACCGGUCGAUAGCUCUCAAGGGUUUUGGAUGUUCAGUGCCGACAAUUAUACGAUUGGCAGUGCCGCAGCUGGAUCUUCUAUCUCAGGGAUUGCUGACACUGGAACCACCCUGCUGCUCCUCGACACUAGCAUUGUAUCUGCCUAUUACCAGCAAGUUACCGACGCCAAGAAUGACCCGCAGGUUGGAGGUUACACUUUCCCUUGCUCUGCCGAGCUACCAGACUUCAGCAUCUCUGUCGGUAGUUAUCAAGCCGUUGUCUCCGGUUCUUUUAUUAACUACGCGCCCGUCUCCUCUGGCAGCACUACCUGCUUUAGCGGAAUUCAGGGCAAUAGCGGCAUUGGUUUCUCUAUCUUCGGUGACAUCUUCCUCAAAAGCCAGUAUGUUGUUUUCGACUCUAUCGGUCCGCAGAUUGGCUUUGCCCAGCAGACAUAG